AUAGAAUGGAGCUAAUUCCAAAACUCGUGGCCGGACUUAUCCUACUGACCUUAUGCGUGGAGAGCUGCUCCAGCCAACACUGGUCCUAUGGGCUGCGUCCUGGGGGGAAGAGGAGUACUGAACAUUUGAUCGAUUCUUUCCAAGAGACAGCCAAUGAGGUAGAGCGACUAGCAGAACCCCCACGCUUGGAAUGCACCAUCCACCAGCCUCGCUCACCCCUCCACGACCUGAGAGGAGCCCUGGAAAGUCUGAUUGAAGAGGAAGCUGGGCAGAAGAAGAGUUAAAUCUGCUGGGCCAGAAGGAUCGACAAUACUUAAGGGUAAUUCUGACACCGACAUUCGAGAUGCGUUGAGUAUCUGCAAGUUUUGUGAAUUUCAGAACUUCCGACACCAAGUGACGCACAUUUCAUAAUAAAGUGCUGUAUUAUAAAUGAGGUGGCACAAAUAUCAAGUUUCUCUAACUCAGAAUUCUGGGGGAGGGAUGCUGUGAGCCCAUCAAAAGGAGCCUUCCAAGUGGAGGACCAGGCAACAGAAGGGAGGGAGAGGGGAAAAAUGUCCACCAUGAAGUAAAGGGCUUUGGGCUCUCCAGGACCCUGCCCUGCACUCAUAAACACAGCCAUGUAUGCUACAGCCUAAAACAACCGACUCAGCUACUGGGUCUAUGAGACUGUAAUUUUAUCUUUGACACAUUCUACAAAAGUUAAGCUGAGGCCGUGGGCCAAGGCUUCCUCCCAUUUGGAAAGAAGUCCCCUCCCGAGAUCGUUUCCUGUCCCUCUGCAAGUCACAUGGAACCCAAGUGAGGCUGGGGUAGCAGGGGCCUCCCAGGGCUCUCAGUCCAGUGCUCCUGUUUCCACGUGGUCUGUCCAAAGGCUGCCCGCUGAGCGUGAGACCAAGGCCCCAAAAUAACAGCAUUUAUCUGUGUGAUCCUUCUGGUAUUUCAUUUGAGAAAUGCAAUGCAGUGCGGAGAGUCUGUUGGAGACAGGAUUCUGUAGUUUCUGUGUCAAACAGGGUAGCCACUGUGCAUCCUCCACAAAGACCAGCCUCAGGCUUUGUGCUAGGCACGUACACGCAUAUUUUCACCAACCAGUCUGGGACACAAACACUGUCUUCACUUUAAAAUGAAGAACAUGGGCUCAGAGAGUUUAACAGGCCCACUCCGUCCCAUCUGGCUCCGUGUUACCGGCUCCUAACCUGCACGGUGGUGAGCAGUUGUUGGAAUCAACACUUGCAAGCUGGGCUGUUUUGUUAAUCGGAGCUGAGUUAGGAUACUGGGGCUCAUGGGUCAACCUAGCUUUACUGGUGACCAUUUCUCUGUGACAUCCGAGACACCACGGCACUAAAAUUCUCUUAACUUCUAAGUGGCUAUGAGAUCAUUUGAAAAACUCAAAUUUCAAAUAAUGUGUUCAAUGUCUCAGCAACAAAUUGACACAGCAAAGAUCUAGGCCCUUUUCUUCCUCUUUUUUUUUUUUUUUUUUGCAGUUUUUUGGCCGGGGCUGGGUUUGAACCUGCCACCUCCGGCAUAAGGGAGCCAGAGGUGCCAUUUGAGCGCCUCCUUUGAGCCACAGGCACUGCCCUUUUCUUCCUCUUUUAAAUCAGACAGACACGUGAAACUCCCUUCUGCCCCUCCCCUCUACUUCAGAAAAAAGGGAGAUCUGUGCUAAGGAGUUUGAACAGAAAUACUCCAUGGGAACAAAAACUAUCCCUUUCUAACAUAAAUAUUUGCUAGUAGGCCAGGCACGGUGGCUCACACCUAUAAUCCCAGCACUUUGGGAGGCCAAGGCAGGUGGAUUGCCUGAGCUCAGGAGUUUGAGACCAGCCUGAGCAAGAGUUAGACC
Molecule: messenger RNA, 1834 nt
Organism: Nycticebus coucang (slow loris)
Lineage: Eukaryota; Metazoa; Chordata; Mammalia; Primates; Lorisidae
Gene: GNRH1
Product: gonadotropin releasing hormone 1
Exons: 3
Coding region: 6-284 (92 amino acids)
Biological process (GO): multicellular organism development
Cellular component (GO): extracellular region
Molecular function (GO): gonadotropin hormone-releasing hormone activity
Source: RefSeq, a predicted model, not a curated record